Corticium candelabrum is the source of this 2535-nucleotide messenger RNA. Its product is annotated as reversion-inducing cysteine-rich protein with Kazal motifs-like. Gene Ontology annotation, molecular function: protein binding; metalloendopeptidase inhibitor activity. The transcript has 20 exons. The coding region runs from base 134 to 2308 and encodes 724 amino acids. Lineage: Eukaryota; Metazoa; Porifera; Homoscleromorpha; Homosclerophorida; Plakinidae. The record is from RefSeq and is a predicted model, not a curated record. Gene Ontology annotation, cellular component: plasma membrane. Gene Ontology annotation, biological process: extracellular matrix organization.
CCUAGCUAAUUGGCUUUGAUUGCGAAUCCUCCUCAGCGCGAUAGUAACUUGAUGUUUGCUCUAUUUUCUGACUAGUCACACGCUCACUCGGUCAACGCACCCAUCGCACUCUCUCGGAGCCUCACAAGCCGUCAUGACGCCACUGCGCAUCCUCCUGCUCGCCAUUUUCAUCAUCUCUCUCACAUUGCGCCUCACAAAAGGUCUCAAACCAUUGGACAAGAGAUGUUGCAAAGCGGCACAAGAUUCCCGCCAGUGUGUGAAAGAAUGCCGGAAGCUUCUCAGACAACCGAUUCGCAACAACUCGAGCAGACGAGCGGAAGGAAAAGUCGUGCGACGGUUGAAGAGCUGUCCACUCGUAUGGACUUCCUUUUGGCGCUGCGUGAAUGAGUCAAUCAGCGAUUCGGCACCGACGGCGACAUCACCGUCCACCACACUCCAACAUCCGGUCCCACAGGGUCGAGGGCAUUCGUGCUGUAAGGAAGCGACCACCGACCUAUGCAGGUCGAUGUGCAACCACAUAUCCGCAUCAGAAAUCGGUCUCGAUGAUACAGGCAAAGUCGAGUAUCUCAUUCCCUACUGUGGUUCACCUCCAAGGGGUCCACUCUGGAACUGCUUUCUAUCUGAAGAUGGAGAGCCCGAGUCGACUCGAAUUGAAGGCAGAAUGAAGUCGUUGUCUGUGCCUACUGUUGGUACACCAGCGUUGCCAGCCGAUGCGAUGAAGAUUCAAUGUUGUUCUCGGGCUGUUUCAGAGAACUGUCGUGACAUGUGCACCGAGUAUUUUUCUUACUUGGUCGCUUCGAAGCAAGCGUGGAGUAUCUUCGAAGCGUCGUGUUUAUUGAUGCCCGAAGAACUCGUGCUCCACAGAUGCAUCGAAGAUGUCCUUGGUGUCUGUAAACUCGGCUGCAAAGGUCUCACCUACUGCCAAGCAUUUAACAACAGACCUCUCCAGACGUUCCGACAAUGCACGAUAGCUGCGGAUAUUUCUGCUCGUAACGACUUGACAUCGUGGAUACGAAACGGUCUCCCCGACCCUCUCGCCAGUUUUCCUCUUAGACACAUCAGCAAGUGUCAGCCAGCAGCAUGGAAGGCAUUGGCGUGUGUUUUUCAAGUGAAGCCGUGCCAUCCAGAAACCCACGUCAGCAAGAUAUGCUAUUCCGAUUGUAUGUGGUUGGUGGACAAAUGUGGAGACAAGAAGCAAAUGUAUCAGCGAGGGCUGUCAUCCAAGAUCAUCUGCGAUCGCAUCACUCCCUUCAAUACGACGUGCAUCAGUCUGAGAGACUUCAUCAGCAGUGAGGAGACAAACGUAAUCGAAGGAGACGACACGACACUAGGCACGACGGACGUGACGUAUCCUUGUCAGCCAAAUCCUUGUCGGGAUGGGUUUGUUUGUGAGGUCAACAGAGAGUGUUUGACGUCGAGAGCAGGAUGUACGUCUUAUCGUUGUGUUAGAGGAUGUAACACUGACAUGAGGUCUGUGUUUUUUGUCGAGCAAGGUGACUGGGUGAAGGUCGGUGUUGCUGGCCAAUCAGAUUGCUCUCAGUUGUGUCAGUGUGGUGAACGCAAUAGGAUCAAGUCUUGCCAGCCGGCCACGUGUGGAAACGUGCACCGGAAUUGUACUCAUCAACAGCAAGUGUACGAACACGGGGAUGUUUACUUGUCUGACUGCAGCCGGUGUGGUUGCUACGAUGGGCAAAUGAGGUGUUCAAGUGUCUUGGGCUGCAACAACAGUACAGUUGACAUUCAUACUUUGGUUUGUGAGAAUGUUGCAUGCCCACCUCUUCAGUCAAAUUGUAAGGGAGUUGUACCACAUGGAAGGUGUUGUCCAAUAUGUGGAGCUACAAUCUCAUUCUUUGUUGACUACCUGACAACCAACUCAUCACACAACACAAAUCAUCACGUUUCUGCCAACACAAUCACUGAAAUCUUGCGACAUCUCAAACGUCUUGUCAACACAUUUGAGUGUGAUGUACAAGGAUUGUCAUCAGAUGCAGGAUCAUUGACUAUAUUGGUCAAAAGUACAGUUGAAUCACCACGUGCUAUUCAUGUGAACGUGUGCAAUGCCGAGGCACAAAGGCUCGUCUCCCUCUUCACAUCUCGCAGUCCCAUCAUCACAUCCAAUCCCACACUCGAAAAUCUAAUGUCUCCACAGAUGCAGCAACCAACACUCAUCGAUACCAACGAUCUCGCUGUACUUAUCGAUACCAACGAUCUCGCUGUACUUCCAUCCAACAGUGGUCACGUGACACAGCCCAUUUCACUAUUGUCCGUCCUUCUCAUAUUCAUUCACUGGAUUUUACUGUCAAGAUAGAAUUGGUCGGUUACUCUCUUGCUUUGUUGUUGCUAUGACAUGAGGAGAAAUAGUUACAUUGUGACGAUUAUUUUUGUAUAAAUAUUACUUACCGGUAGCUCAGUUGGAUUGUAUGUACAUCUUAUGGAGAGACUUUGCAGUUAUUAUAUUGCUGGUACACUGUAGGACACGUAGCGAGUUCUGCUGCUGUUCAAUGUCACAAAUGAUAGAGAGAAAGUACAAUGGGA